Molecule: messenger RNA, 4340 nt
Organism: Oreochromis aureus
Lineage: Eukaryota; Metazoa; Chordata; Actinopteri; Cichliformes; Cichlidae
Gene: nr1h5
Product: nuclear receptor subfamily 1, group H, member 5
Exons: 10
Coding region: 1328-2881 (517 amino acids)
Biological process (GO): bile acid signaling pathway; cell differentiation; negative regulation of transcription by RNA polymerase II
Molecular function (GO): RNA polymerase II cis-regulatory region sequence-specific DNA binding; zinc ion binding; nuclear receptor activity
Source: RefSeq, a predicted model, not a curated record
AGUGGUUUGUGCUAUGGCUCGGUAUAAAGGUCAGUUUUUCAGGGGGCUAAUAAUAUUGAUCCUGGUCAUUUUUGUUUCUAAACAAAAAUCUCCAGACUGCUUUAAAAGAAAUCUUAGAAAUGCUACAAUGACAAUCCCUUGCACUGUUGAAAAGCACUUUGACCCCCUGGAAAUUUUUUGACAAAUUUCACAGCGGGUUAAUCAGUUUGUCCUUAUUUGUUAGUCCGAGUCAGUCAAAGUUUUCAAAAGUGGGACACAUCUCUUGUUUUAUGUACUUUUUCUUUAGGCUUUAGUUUGUACUUUUCCACAGUGCUGUGACCACAUAUGUAUCAAUUUACCCUUUGGACAUCCACUUAAAAAAACACUGUGUAGCCAGCAGCUACAUUCCUGUUUCAUUUGUCAGUGAGACUGAUCGUGAUUGCACCAGUGAAGGCUACAGUUUCAUUGAGAAUGAUUGGCUCUCCCCUAGCCCUCUGCUGUGCAUAAGUCAGUCCUGAUUCCCAUAAUGAGCCAGCGAAAGAGAUGAUAGGCGGGUGGGAGGACACUAUUAAUCCUCAGUAAGCAUGUUGCAUGUCAACCAGCCCUGCUUGGAGAUUUACAGGCCUGUAAUGGGGGUCACUCUUCCGUCUUUUCCGGGUGGUGCAGGCCUCGACUUCUUUUGCUCUGCCCUGGUCUGGUUAACUAUUUGUGGGGGAGGCGGAGGACCCCGAGAGCCUUAAAUCUAUCUGAUGUCCAAUAUUAACCACAGCACAAACAGAACAGUGGUAAACAAAAGGAAGAGUAAACACACUCCCCAAGGCCUUUAGGACAAACAUGGACAGUUAUGUUCACAGCGCGCAGUUUAGGUACAACUUAAAUUAAAGAAGCGAGGUUUGUUUAAUCUGAAGGGGAACUUUAAGGAGGAUUUCUUUUAUUUGAAACGUGAGAUUAAUAGAAAAUGUUUCUUUCGCCCAGUCCAGCUGUUGCACUCUUGUUACACAAACCUCAACACGCAAGGAGCAAAGCCAUCAUCUUUCCCCAGCGUUUUCUGAUCUAUGACGUCCCAGUCAGGUCCAGCUGUUUGGACACACAGUCCCAUCCCUGUCCCUCCUCGGUGUCCCCCCACUUUCCCUUUUGUCUAUCCCCCUGGGAUGUGUAAUCCCUCCUCCACCACAUCAUCCACCACAGACCAAGAGGCUCAGCUGCACUGCUGCUCUCUGCUUUUUAAAAAUAGGCUGGGAUAUCAGCUAAGAGACCUGGACGCAUCCUGGGGAUUGAGGAAUGUCUCCACACUUCCCAGAUCCUUGAUAUCUGCUAGAAUUCUCUGAGUAAUUGUCUCUGUGUGUUUAUGGAUGUAUGUGUGUGUGUGUAUGAAGAUCCUGUAUUACUAGUCAAAGAGAGAGGAUUUUCUGUCCAGAUGCGAGAGUGGACCGAGCUGGAGAUGAGCUUCACGGCAGGGGGGUUUCUCAGCACCUCAGAUGGUUACUGCUCCGCUGAGCAGCUCCAGUACUACGAUAUGCUGGCUGACCCCCUGGGCUAUCCCCUGCAGGACCCUGACCUCCAGCUGCUCCCUUACAGCCAACAACAGUAUAGUCCCGCCAACCUGCCCUUCUCCCACUAUGGUUCUCCACCCUCCUCUGCCCCCUCUCCCUCCUCCUCCUCCUCUUCCUCGCAGUUCUGCAACCCGCCAUACCCUUACAGCCCUCACUGCCUGGAGGCCCCUUGCGAUCCGAGCCCCGAGCCCCACUGUGGGGGCCUCUUUACUCAGGGCCUCGGAUCUGUAGGACUGCCACUGGGGCGGAGGUCCCGCAUGGGCUCCGGUGGAAAGAGUAGAGGUCAGGAUGAGCUGUGUGUGGUGUGUGGCGAUAAAGCGUCGGGAUACCACUACAACGCUCUUACCUGCGAGGGAUGCAAAGGAUUCUUCAGACGCAGUGUCACCAAGAAAGCUGUGUAUCACUGUAAGAGUGGUGGUAGCUGUGAGAUGGAUAUGUACAUGAGGAGGAAGUGUCAAGACUGCCGUCUGAGGAAGUGCCGAGCUGUGGGAAUGCUGGCUGAAUGUCUGUUGACUGAGGUGCAGUGCCAAUCCAAACGCCUGAGGAAAGGAGGUAAAGGCAGAGGGCAAGAGGAAGAGGAGAACACGGACAGCAGGAGAGUCAGCUCUACCAGCAGGCUACCCGGACAGGCUUUGUCUGCCAGUUUAACCCGAGAACAGAAAUACAUCGUGGACAGGAUGGUGGAGGCCCAUCGGCUCUACAGAGCUCAGGACAGUAGCAAUUUUAGGGCAUUUGAGUGGCCGUGUCCAGAAGAAGUGGAAGGCCUGUCUGAUGUUGUAUCACCCCGCCUACAAAGGCUGCUGCAGUUUGCCAGGACAGUGCCAGGUUUUGACCUCCUGGAUUUCUCAGACCAGAUUUCUCUGCUAUCCGUCUCUUCACUGGACGUCAUGUUCCUGCUCUCUGCCCAGCAGUUUUCCCACAACCCAACAAGCCCCAGUCCAGCACUGCAGCUUUUCAGUAUGUCAACACACAGCUUUCUCAGAGACGUAGAAUCAAAGGAAAACAUCCACAGCAGGGCACUCAUCAGUUCAGAGAGCAGUGAGGAUCUCUUUGCACCAGUGCUCAACUUCUUCCACAGCAUGGUUGCGCUGCGGGUGACGGAGGCUGAGUACACCUUGCUUACAGCCACAGCGCUGCUCUGCUCAGACCAUGCAUCCCUGCAGGCAGCCAGCUGUGUUGAGAAAAUGCAGGAACUGAUCCUGGACCUGCUGUCCAGGUUGUGCGGGGCCCAAGCUGGAGCGGCACGAGGAGGAGCGCAGAGGUUUGGCCGCCUGCUGGGCAGACUGACGGAGCUGCGAACCCUCCGCCACAACUACCUCCUCCUGACAAGACAGCAGUCUGGACACUGACAGUGAAGAUGUGCAGGAAAUGAUGAAAAUCUUCAGUCUUUUUUAUCGUCACUUCAAUUCAAAGACUUAUUUGUACAAACACUGUAUUACAAUGGUUCUGAUUGGGUAUAAAUGGGACAGUGUAGGAGACAGUUACUCAGCUGUCUUUGUUUUCUCCACUCAGUCCUGAGUCAUUUAGGAAUUUUAGCCUCUAUAACAGGACUGAGAUGCACUUGUGGGCUGCUGCAGUUUGUUUCAUCAAAGAAACUUUUAUAGGUGUUUUUUUAUAUUCGUAUACAUUUAACAUUCACACUUUCAGUAUUUUUCACUUUGCUGAACAAUGUUAAAAUAAAGCAUAAAAGGAAAGCUGUAAUGAUAAUGCAGUUGUAAUGAACGUACACUCACUGGUCACUUUAUUAGGUACACAUUACUAGUACUAGGCUGCAACCUUCAGAACAGCCUUAAUUUCUUGUAUCAAAGAUUUAGGAAGGUGCUGGAAACAUUCCUCAGAGAUUUCUUGUCUGUAUUAACACAAUAAGCAGCAUACAUGUAGAUUUCUUAUCUAUACAUCCAUGAUGUGAAUCUUGUGUUCCACCACAUCCCAAAGGUGCUUUAUUGGACUGAGAUCUGGUGACUCUGGAGAUUGAGUAGUGACCUCACUGUCAUGUUGAGGAGAAAAGAUGGAUCCAUGCUUUCGUGGGGUUUACACCAAAUCAGAAGAGGUGCUUUUCAGGUCUUGUCUUAAUUUUGGUGAGCCUGUGUAAACUGUAGCCUCUGUUUUCUGUACUUAACUGACACGAGUGGGACCCAGUAUGGUCUUCUACUGCUGUAGCCCAUUUGCUUCAAAGCUUGGCGUGUUGUGUGUUCAGAGAUGCUCUUUUCCUUAUCAGGUCCCAGAAGUGGUUAUCUGAGUAAGUGUUGCCUUCUAAUCAGCACAAAGCAAUCUGACACUUCUUCUCUGUUGCAACAACGUCAAUUUUUACAGAAAACUAGAGGAUUUCUUUUUUUGGAGGUCCAUUCUCUGUAAACCCUAGAGAUGGUUGAACUUCAGCAGGCUGCCAUGUGAUUGGCCAAUGAGAUAGUGCCAAUAACGAGCAGUUGAACAGGUGUACAUAACAAUGGGUGCUUUAUCGAUCAGUAUUAAAUAAGAAAAACACAAAACUCUAGGUAAGUAUCCCAAAAACUUUUCUCUUUUUGUAAUAUAGAAUUUAUUUCCCCAAAUAAGGAAAUACUGGUUACAGACAAAAUAUUUGGUGAGCAGGUAAAAUAUGCAGGUAGUACAAGCUUAUGAAGGUGUAUUUGUCCAUUUGAUAAAAUUGGGCACUCUGUAAUAAAUAGAAUCCUCUGGGAGGUGGGGACAGCAAAUGUUGGUCUAAAGUAAAAUCAUGAUAAACUAAACAUGUGAUGUCAUCCAUUUAAAAAUGUUGGCUGCAUGGUUUUAAAUCCUCACUCCAUUAAAUAAGAUUUUUGUCAACUUUAA